Molecule: messenger RNA, 1734 nt
Organism: Cyclospora cayetanensis
Lineage: Eukaryota; Apicomplexa; Conoidasida; Eucoccidiorida; Eimeriidae
Exons: 1
Coding region: 1-1734 (577 amino acids)
Source: RefSeq, a predicted model, not a curated record
AUGGCAUUUCUUGCCCGCCACGUCUUGCGACCGAGUGUAAGGCAGCAACUCCAGCCCGAUAUUUCACAGGUACAGCGCACACAACGGUGUUUCCACCUUCCCUCCGCUCUGCGAUCAAGCUCUACCGCCUCGCAUCAGAGGCAGCAGCUGCAUCAGCAAGGCAGAUCCAGCAAUGACCCCGCAGUAACUGCCGCUUACCGAAGCAUGGCCACCACUACCUCAAGCGGCCCCGGUAGCAGCAGUAGCAACGGUGGCAUUGGUGAUUUUAGUCCGCACUGUCACCUGCGUUUGCUCAGCGAGGAAGCUCGGUGCCUCUUUCCAGAGGCUGUGCCUCUUGCGUCAACUGAGGUUCCUCUCAGGUGCAGCAGCAGCAGCAACAGCCGCACCCAUGGCAGUACUGCGAGCAACAGCAGCAGCAAGGAGGAGGUCUGGUAUUUUUUGCUUCACGGAAUCCUGGGUGGCCGUCGAAACCUCCGCAGUUUGGCUUUGGGUAUGAUCGCCUCUGAGACAGCGGCUCACGGUGUCUCUAGGGCUUUUUGUUUCGACUUACGAGGUCAUGGUUGCAGCGGUCGGGGUGCUCUGAGGAUCCACUUGAUGGCACGCGAUUUGUACGCGCAGAUCUACUUGCUGCUUAGGGAAGAGGCCGCGAAGCGAGGCUUACACCCGUCCAGCGUCUCGACACACUUGUUUACUAGCGGCAGUCGGAAGGUGUUGCCACCUCACGGGGAAGGCGUGCAGCAUGUUCAGGCACUAGCAAAGGCUUUGGGUAUUCGUCUGGUACUCAUAGGCCACAGUAUGGGCGGCCUCGUGUGCAUGCAGACAGCGCUGGAUGCUUUAGACUCCUCGCUCUUCAAGGCACUGGUAGUGCUGGAUAUUGCUCCUAGCCCUUACCUCCUGCAUCCUCAGGCCGUGGCUCAGUCCGUUUCCUCCAAAGAGACAACCAGCAUCUUCGUUCCCUCGGCAGCAUCGACAGUGACGACGACUGAUGCUGCGACUCCCAGCAGCAGCAGCGACAGCACCAGCAGCAGCAGUGAGUGUUGCCUGGAUGUGGGGAGGAUGGUGCCUCCCCCACGGGAGGGUGCGUACUCCUCUGCGGCCCUUGUGGGUAUUUUGUUGGAUCUGCCGCUGCCUUUAUUCACAUCAAAGGCUGCGGCAGCCAAAGCUCUGCAGCAGCUGCAGCCACCCGUCAAGCCUGCAGUGCUGCAGUGGCUGCUGCUCUCGCUCACCACAGAGACUCACAGGGAGGCAGAACUCAAGCACCUGCUCAGGGAGCAGGUACACGUUGGAAACGCAGAGAGAAUGAGUCAGGGGGUCGUUCUCCCCUCCGAGACAGACCCUCAGGACCACGAGAGCCUCAAGCAGCAUUUGCAACAGCCACAGCUGCAACAACAACAGGAGCAACAGACAGAACGCUUGAUGUGGCAUUUGGAUUUGCAUCACUUGGGUGCCCUUGUGUCUCGAAACCGCUCGCUCGGUUUGUCCGCUGCACCCCUUUCAGUGCACGAUCCACAACAGUCGCUGUCUGAGGGGCACAGGGAGCCUUACAAAGCCCCCACGCUAUUUAUCCGAGGCUCUCAGUCUCCCUGGCUGGAUUAUAAAUUGCAAGGACCAGCCAUACAGAGACACUUCCCAGGCGCUGUGCUGCGGGAAGUUGCACAAGCUGGUCACUGGCUCCAUGCACAACAACCCCAAAAAACGCAGCAAGUCAUUCAGGAGUUCUUGCAAUCGAUUUAA